AUGUCCUUAGCAACAAUGACAGCUUUAAAUCCUAAGACCACUCAUUAUGAGUUUUCUGGACCGGUCGGAGCCCUUCUGAUUUCAGUUUUCUUACCCAUUCUAACUGUCAUCUUGAACCAGUUGAUCAGACCCGACUAUCAUAUCGUAGGGCUAUUCAGAAACUUUAGCUGGAUCGAAGUUUGGAACAAGGUAAAUCCAUUAUCCAGUUAUCUCUUCAAUGGUGAGCUUUGGACUUAUUACUCUGCAUGGUUUUUCUCUCUAGCAGUUUUGGAUGUUCUCUUACCAGGCACGAAACUCUACGGUGUCGAGUUGAGAGAUGGGUCUAAGCUACCAUAUAAGAUUAACGGAAUUGCCGUGUCAAUGGCACUUACUUUAGUUUUAGCUGUCAGAUAUCAAUUGACUAAUGGUGAAAUGCCUGAACUACAGUAUUUAUUCGAACAUCAAACGGACAUCUGCAUAAUAUCUAUAUUGUUUUCUUUCUUGUUGGCUUGCUUCGUCUAUAUUGGCAGUUUCGUGCCAUUAUGGGGAACAAAUGGCAAAGGAACUAAAGAACGUAUUCUUGCUGUGGGGGGCAACAGUGGGAACAUUUUGUAUGAUUGGUUCAUUGGAAGAGAGUUGAAUCCCAGAAUUGGUCCUCUUGACAUCAAGAUGUUUGCAGAAUUAAGACCGGGUAUGUUGUUAUGGUUUUUGAUCAAUCUCUCAUGCUUACACCACAGCUAUAGGGAAUCUGGUAAAAUUUAUGACUCUUUGUUAUUGGUAAAUGUUCUACAGGGUUUCUAUAUCUUUGAUGGGGUUUUGAAUGAGGAAGGGGUGUUGACAAUGAUGGAUAUCACUACUGAUGGCUUUGGAUUCAUGCUAGCUUUUGGCGAUUUGAGUUUGGUUCCUUUCACUUACUGCUUACAGGCUCGAUAUUUAGCUGUCUCACCAAUUGAGUUUGGCCUGCCCCAUAGUACGUUGAUUGUUAUUAUAAUGUUACUAGGUUAUUGGAUUUUCCAUUCUGCAAAUAAGCAAAAGUCAGAUUUCAGACAAGGAAAGCUACCGCAAUUAAAAUCCAUCCAAACUGAUAAAGGAACAAAAUUAUUAUGUGAUUCUUGGUGGGCUGUUUCCCAGCACAUUAAUUAUUUUGGUGAUUUGUUGAUUUCUCUGAGUUGGUGUUUGGCCACGGGAUUCCAAACCCCACUAACGUAUUAUUAUUUCUUCUACUUUGCUGCAUUACUGUUGCAUAGACAAAGUAGAGACGAAGAAAAGUGCAGGAAUAAGUAUGGUGUAUUCUGGGAAGAGUAUGAAAGAAAAGUACCAUACAAAAUUGUCCCUUACGUAUAUUAA
Molecule: messenger RNA, 1326 nt
Organism: Kluyveromyces lactis
Lineage: Eukaryota; Fungi; Ascomycota; Saccharomycetes; Saccharomycetales; Saccharomycetaceae
Gene: ERG24
Product: delta(14)-sterol reductase
Exons: 1
Coding region: 1-1326 (441 amino acids)
Biological process (GO): ergosterol biosynthetic process
Cellular component (GO): endoplasmic reticulum membrane
Molecular function (GO): Delta14-sterol reductase activity
Source: RefSeq, a predicted model, not a curated record